AUGCUGGGUCCAUCUAGCAAACCAUACGGGACGCAGGCCUCGUCCAGCAAUGGCGCCGAGUACGAGCCACUGAACGCGAGCGACGACGUGACCAUUGCCGACUCCGACGAUGUAGAGCAACAAUCACGACGCUCGAGCCUCGAGGGCUCAACCAUGCACAGCCGCGCCGACGAGGUGCCCUUCUCCCGGCUCGAGUACGCCAUCUUCCUCCUCCUCGGCGUCGCCAUGCUCUGGGCGUGGAACAUGUUCCUCGCCGCCGCGCCGUACUUUGCCGCGCGCCUGGCCGCCUCACCCUCCAUACAGGCAACUUUCCAGCCGUCGAUCCUCGCCGUGUCGACCGUGACGAACCUGGUGGUCAUGCUAGUCUUGUCCAACAUGCAGAGCAAGGCCUCCUACCCACUGCGCAUCAACCUGGCCCUGUCCGUCAACAUGCUCGUGUUUGUGUUCCUCACGGGAUCGACCGUGCUUCUGGCCCACGCCACGCCCAAGGUGUACCUGGGCUUCGUGCUCGUCAUGGUCUGUCUGAGUUCCUGGGCGACAGGCCUGAUCCAGAACGGCGCCUUUGCCUUUGCGGCGAGCUUUGGACGGAGCGAGUACAUGCAGGCACUCAUGGCCGGACAGGGCAUCGCGGGCGUGCUCCCGCCCUUGACGCAGAUCUUCUCGGUCCUCGCGUACCCUCCUUCUACCAAGGAAUCCGAUGGCGGAGAAGACCAGGCCUCAGCGUUUCUCUACUUUAUCACCGCCGUGAUCCUCUCGCUCGGCACCCUCAUUGCCUUCAUCCCUCUCUCGAAGCGACACGCACAGAUCGUUGAGAGGCGCCUAACGGCCGAGAUGGCCGGGUCCGUAGCCUCUGUCGAGGAAGCUGAGCAGGCCGCGCGCAAGCCCGUCUCGUUGCUGCGCCUCUUCUCCAAACUACGCUGGCUAGCGCUGGGUCUGAUUCUGACAUUCACGGAGACCAUGUUCUUCCCGGUAUUCACAUCCAAGAUCUUGUCUGUCAACGACGGACCCAACGCAGGCGCCCUGUUCCACCCGGCAGCCUUCAUCGCUUUUGCCUUCUUGUUCUGGAACAUUGGUGACCUCAGCGGUCGACUGGCCACGUCUCUGCCGUUCUCCUUGGGAGACAGACCGUUCCUACUCUUCCUACUGUCGGUAGCACGGGCGGCGUAUAUACUGCUGUACCUCCUCUGCAACAUUGGCGGGCGUGGCGCCAUCGUGCCGUCCGACGCAUUCUACCUCGUCGUUGUGCAGCUCAUAUUUGGCCUGACAAAUGGCUGGCUCGGCGCGAGUUGCAUGAUGGCAGCGGGCGACUACGUGGAAGACGAAGAGCGGGAGGCCGCUGGCGGUUUCAUGGGAUUGUGUCUAGUUAUUGGACUGGCAGCGGGAAGUUUCCUCAGCUUCACGGUAGCUGGCGUGUAA
Molecule: messenger RNA, 1416 nt
Organism: Emericellopsis cladophorae
Lineage: Eukaryota; Fungi; Ascomycota; Sordariomycetes; Hypocreales; Bionectriaceae
Product: nucleoside transporter family
Exons: 1
Coding region: 1-1416 (471 amino acids)
Biological process (GO): nucleoside transmembrane transport
Cellular component (GO): fungal-type vacuole membrane; plasma membrane
Molecular function (GO): nucleobase transmembrane transporter activity; nicotinamide riboside transmembrane transporter activity
Source: RefSeq, a predicted model, not a curated record